CUGUUGUAGGGCAGUAAAAACAUUAAAGUCGACGUUGUUUUCGACUGUGGUUGCUGUAUACACAAAAUAACUUUUCUGACAUUCGGCACAUUGAGUUUAAAGAGGUAAUCAGGUCAGGGGGACAUAACUGAUACUCACACUGGAUGUCAAUAGCACUGAAACAGGUUUAGUACACGAGAACCGAAUAUGGUAGCUUAUAAAUAACUAGUUCGUUGGUGAGAUAAGAAAAAACAGAAACUUAAAGUCCAGCCAUGUCCGUCAACAUCCCGUGUCUGGUUGCUGUCAUCAUCCUCUACAUCCUCAUCCUCAUCAUCGGCAUCAUCGCUGCCAGGAAGACAAACAAAGCCAAGGACACGGAGGAAGUGAUGAUAGCCAAUCGUAGCAUGGGGCUCUGGUUGUCGUUCUUCACCAUGACAGCAACUAACGUAUGUGGAGGCUACAUCAAUGGAACAGCCGAAUACACAGCCUUUUAUGGGCUAUUACAGACUCAGGCCCCAGUGGGUUAUUGUCUUGGCUUUGUUUUAAGUGGGGUGAUUCUAGCACCGAAAAUGAGGCGACAGAAAUACGUCACAAUGUUUGACCCGUUCCAGUUGAAAUACGGCAGGAAGAUGGGGGCGCUGUUGAUCAUACCUCACAUGUUUGGGGAUCUGUUUUGGUCGGCGGCUGUCUUGGCGGCUUUAGGUGGUACAAUAUCGAUUAUUGUGGAUAUCGAUCCCACAAUCUCAAUCAUCGUGUCCUCGUUGAUCGCUAUAGUCUACACGUUCCUUGGUGGUCUGUACGCUGUGGCCUACACUGACGUCAUACAGAUGGUGCUCAUCGUCAUAGGUCUGGUGGUCGCCUGCCCCUUCGCCAUGACGAGUGAGUUUGUUCACCUGGAGAAUAUAACGUCUACCUGGCUGGGGGAGGUGGGGGCGGGGACAGAGAUGGCCUAUAUGGAUACGUUUUUAUUGCUGAUCUUUGGUGGGACCACAUGGCAGGCCUUCUACCAGAGAGUUCUAGCAUGUAAAGACACCAAAGUUGCCACCUACUCGGCUCUCGGUGCCUCGGUGCUCAGUCUAUUAAUGGCAGUUCCACCUGCAAUGAUGGGAUAUGCAGGGGCUGCGGCAGACUGGAACCUAACUUCAUACGACGGACCGAUACCAAUACCAGACGACAGGAAAAGUUACAUCCUGCCCAUGGCAUUGAACUACUUGGUGCCACUUCCGGUUUCAAUUAUCGGAAUGAGCGCCAUCUGUGCGGCCGUGAUGUCAUCGGCCGACUCGUGUUUCCUGUCUGCGGCGACGGUGUUCACUAAAAACAUUUACCAGGAAAUUAUCCGAACAAAGGCGACAGAUAAAGAACUGCUGUGGGUACUUCGUGUUUGUGUCGUCAUCUUUGGAGUGUUGGGGACGUUGAUUGCCAUUUUCUCUACCACGAUCUACGGGCUGUUUGUGCUAUGCAGUGACCUGAUGUACGUGGUGCUAUUCCCACAACUAAUGUGUGUCCUGUGGGUGCCGUGGGCCAACACCUAUGGCAGCUUUGCCGGGUUUCUCGUCUCAUUCCUACUGCGGAUCUUGUCUGGUGACGCUGUGCUACAAAUUCCAGCGGCGAUUAAGUUCCCUUUGUAUGACUACAGCACUGAAUCGCAGUUAUUUCCCUUUAGAACCUUCUCCAUGCUGUUUGGAACAUUCUGCCUGCUGGCCGUGUCCGGUCUGACCCACCUGAUGUUCACCAGAGGUCUACUGGACCUGAAGUAUGACGUCUUCAACUGCCACAAGAAACGAUCACACAAAAGACACGAUAUGAUUGACAUGGAGAAGCCUGAAUUGUUUAAACAAGAGCUGCUGGGUUCUGUUCCCACUUGAGGCCCCGUAAGGGUUUAUAAUUAACUGCUCAGUUCUUCUCCAACUUGAGGCUCUGUUAGGGUUGAACAUUAGCUGCUCAGUUCUUCUCCAACUUGAGGCUCUGUUAGGGUUGAACAUUAGCUACUCAGUUAUGUCACAACUUGAGGCUCUGUUAGGGUUGAACAUUAGCUGCUCAUUUCUAUUCUAACUUGAGUCUCUGUUAGGGUUUAUUUUGUUCAAGGUUGAGGCUCUAUUUAGGUUAAACAUUUCGAAUAUGAGGAUAUUUUAGUAUGAAAUUGGAAUUUAUUGGUUAAGUUUAAAUUUGAGAUUCUGUGAGAUAGAAACGAUUGCUGUUUAGUUGUUUUUUUUUAAAGUUGAGGUUCUGAUAAGGUUAAACAAGAGCGGCGUUAUUUUGUUCUGUCUUGGGUUUUUGUUAAUGAUCUUUAGUAAAUCCGUGUGCAUUAUAUCAUGUUUAUAAUUAACAAUAAUUAUUUAUUUUACUGUAAUUUUAAACAUAAAACAUAAAAUCGUUUUUGUAGUAUUUUGUAUUGUUACGAAAUAACUGUGUUCUAAACUAAUUGUUGUUUUUGUUUUUCAAAAUAUGUUGAAAAAUACGAAUACAUGUGCACUGGUGAAAUAAUAUUUAUUUGAAUUAUGUGAAUAAUUUGAAUACAGUUUCAUUUAAACGAUUGUUUAGCCAGCUUUCUUGGUGUUUAAUAUUAUUUUAACUUUCAUUUUUUGCUUUUGUUUUAAAGCAUAAUUCAUCUGUAAUUUAUUUUAGUAGUAAUUACAGACCUAUAUUGACAAAGACA
Messenger RNA from Physella acuta, 2635 nucleotides. RefSeq names its product high-affinity choline transporter 1. NCBI's taxonomy places the organism in Eukaryota, Metazoa, Mollusca, Gastropoda, Physidae. The record is from RefSeq and is a predicted model, not a curated record. Gene Ontology annotation, biological process: transmembrane transport; choline transport; acetylcholine biosynthetic process. Gene Ontology annotation, cellular component: plasma membrane. Gene Ontology annotation, molecular function: choline:sodium symporter activity.